Messenger RNA from Python bivittatus (Burmese python), 2260 nucleotides. The record is from RefSeq and is a predicted model, not a curated record. Lineage: Eukaryota; Metazoa; Chordata; Lepidosauria; Squamata; Pythonidae.
GCCUUUUUUUCUUCUAUCUUCGUUGAGUUGAAUCAGAAUGUCUGGACGUGGGAAGCAGGGCGGCAAGACCCGGGCCAAGGCGGAGAAGCGCCCGGCCCCGGCCGGCGCGCAGUUCCCCGUGGGGCGCGGGGACCCGCCGCUUCGCCAGGGCAGAUACGCGGAGCGCGUCGGCGCCGGCGCCCCGGUCUACCCGGCCGCGGUGCUGGCGUACCUGACGGCCGAGAUCCUGGAGCUGGCGGGCAACGCGGCCCGCGACAACAAGAAGACGCGCAUCAUCCCGCGCCACCUGCAGCUGGCCAUCCGCAACGACGAGGAGCUGAACAAGCUGCUGGGCAAGGUCACCAUCGCCCAGGGCGGCGUCCUGCCCAACAUCCAGGCCGUCCUGCUGCCCAAGAAGACCGAGAGCCACAAGGCCAAGGGCAAGUAGAGCCCCCCGGCCCGCCCGCUGCCCCGCCGCCCACAACGACACCAAAGGCUCUUUUAAGAGCCACCCACCUUUUCAUGGAAAGAGCUGGGAGAACAGAAAUUGGGAUUGGGUGGAAAUUUACUUCGAGCAGGAAUCCCGGUGAUGUCGUGUCAAUGACAGAAUUCCCUAGCCAGCAGAAUUUGAAGUCCACGCAUCUUAAAGUUGCUGAAGUUGAGAAAUAAAGUAGUCUUGGGGGCUUAGCAAUCAGGCUGGAUUUUUCCGAGGUUCCCGCCCACCGCGACUCGACUCGCGUUCCGCUUUUUUUCCGAGCUGAGCCAAAUAAAUGAUAAAACGUGGCUUUCUUAAAAACCCAGUUCCAUUCAUUUCAUCCACGGCCUUGUUCACACAACACCCUUGACUAGAUCGCACAGAAACUUGGCAGCCACGUUCGCCCACUACACCCCGCUUGAUUAGGAUUAGCUUCCUUACGUUUUUUAAAAAUUUUUUUUAAAGUCUGUUUAAUUCGCGGUUCCAUCGUCUGCGGGAAUCCGGGCGACGGAUUAACUCCAGAAGCAUCAGAAAGAUGUGUGAAUACAACUCAUAGCUCUUGUUAGACGAAGUUAACGCGUUUAGGUGUAAAAUACGUCUUCAAGGCAAUUUGGCCCAUUUAGGGAGCAUCUUGGAGAGAAAUUGAGAACAUGUUUCUAUCUCAAGCGAAUGUUCAAAAGAAGAGGCCACAAAGUUACAUUAAAUUAAGAAGCCGCGAGGAUACCUAAGUAACAACUUUCGGGUGAAUCAGGAGUCUGCCGGCGCCUUUUCGGACCGACGUGCUUUAUUAAAAAGCAUCAACUCUUUAUGCUUUUCGCUGUUCGGCUCCUGAUCUUAGGCGGCCGGGGACUAGCGCGGCUUCUUCUAUCACUUUCCAACAAGGCGCCUUGUUUAGCAAAAUGCUGAACGCAGAAGGAAGGGCGAUUGGCUCCCAUCGAGCCGGCGCGGGGGUUUUUGAAAAGGGGUUUGAGCCAAUCAUUGCAAGCGCGGGAAUUUUGAAAAGAGGGAAAGUGUCAGCCGGCCGUAGCCGCCAGCGGAGACGACAAAUGCGCCUUUGCUUUAGGCACGAAGGGGAGAAAUGGAUCUGUUCAAUUCCUCCUAGGACAAAUAGUGCAUUUUAAAAAUAUUGCUUGCUGGCUGGGGAAUUCUGGGAGCUGGAGUCCACACGUCUUAAAGUUGCUGAAGUUGAGGAACACUGGAAUACACAGAUACCUGCUGGCUAAUCUGACCAGGAUUUGUACCAAGAAAGUAUUGUUACUGCUUUUCCUUCUUGUUUAAUCCUGUUAUAUUUAAAGGGACUUACUGCUAACCCUUAUUUAUUUAUUAAAUUUGUCCCCCAGCCCAUCUCCCCCCGAUGGGGGACUCUGGGUGGCUCACAACCUGUUAAAACAAUAAAUAAAUUACAAUUAAAACCUAUCACAAUACAUUCACGAAAACAAAAGGGAAGAAGUCCAGGAGGCCGAUGGUUCAAGGCAGCAACGCCAGGCCACUGAGGGACUAGCCAACCCCACAGUUGAUGAUAUCAAAUACCAGUAGCUUGCCUUGCAACUUAUUUUAUUUGGAUUGAUUUUGGUUAAACGUAUCCCUGUUUUAAAGCUAAGUAGCACUCCUCUACUUCUUGCCCUGCCAACAACCCUGUGAGGUAGGCUAGGCCGGGAGAGGACCUGCUCCAAGGUCUUCCAGGGCGUGGGUGGACUUGCAUCUGGUCCUCUUGGAUUUGGGUGUAAGAAAACUAGGCAAGCAGCAGACAACAUUAGGUUAGUUGUAGAUCUAACAGAUGUGAAUACAAAUAAAUAUCAAUUUAUA